Symsagittifera roscoffensis is the source of this 1005-nucleotide messenger RNA. RefSeq names its product dnaJ homolog subfamily C member 8-like. Bases 35 to 775 code for a protein of 246 amino acids. Gene Ontology annotation, cellular component: nucleus. The transcript has 10 exons. NCBI's taxonomy places the organism in Eukaryota, Metazoa, Xenacoelomorpha, Acoela, Convolutidae. The record is from RefSeq and is a predicted model, not a curated record.
ACUUAUUAAAUAGCAGCGUCUCUUCAGGUUUGUGAUGACUGAUCCAGCGGGAGCGUCUUCAUCCGAUUCACUGGUUCAAGAGUUUUUGAAGGAGAUUGGUCAAAGUGAGGCAAAAGACAGCCGCCAACUCAAGAGUGAGCAAGAAAUUCACAGAUUGACCAGAACUGGCUCUUCCUACUUCAAUCUAAACCCAUUUGAGGUUUUAAACGUGGAUGUUGAGACGCCUAUGGAAACGAUUCGCAGUCGUUACAAGAGGCUAUCGGUGGUAGUGCAUCCUGACAAAAACAUGAACGACAGAGAACGUGCGCAGAAGGCUUUUGAUGCUAUCAAAAAAGCACUGGAACAACUUGAGAAUGAAGAUGUACGUACGGGAUGUAUCCAACUGAUUAAUGACUGCAAAGAAAAAGUGACUACAGAGAUGGAAGCUCAUAGACGCAAAUUAAAAAAAGAAGGCAAACCUCCGAAUGUCCCUGAAGAUGAUCCCUCAGUAUUCAAAGAAAAAGUUCGCAAAGAGUGUUUAAAAGCAUUCGCAGAUACCGAGCUAAGAAAACGGAAAGCCGAAGAUUUGCAUUCAAAGGAGCAAAAAAGACAGUCUGUAGAAGAGCAGAAGGAAACAGAAACUGCCAAGAAGCAGAAAGAGUGGAAUGAAAAGUGGGAGAAAGGACGAGACACCAGAUUCGAUUCUUGGAACAGCUUCAAGUCCCAAGGAGUCAAAAAGACGAAAAAAGCCAAAGGAAUUUUCAAACCACCCAAAGUACGCGCCGAGCAGAGAUGAUUUUGCCCAUGGACAAUCCAAGAGCGGUUCAUGUGCCCGUUUCUGUUUCUAAGGGCGGCGAAUAUGUUGCAAUAUUUGUAACGUGAGCGGUCUCUAAAACAGUUUUUCUAGAAAUUAUUAGAUGUCACUUAGGCAAUGUUUGAUAAUAUGUCAACUAUUUGUUAAAUUUUAUGUCAUAUUUAAUUGUUGAGUUCAACUCUGAACUUCAAAUUAAAAUUGACCCGUCAAAA